Cadophora gregata is the source of this 3367-nucleotide messenger RNA. RefSeq lists its product as uncharacterized. Bases 652 to 3066 code for a protein of 804 amino acids. NCBI's taxonomy places the organism in Eukaryota, Fungi, Ascomycota, Leotiomycetes, Helotiales, Ploettnerulaceae. Gene Ontology annotation, molecular function: GTPase activator activity. The record is from RefSeq and is a predicted model, not a curated record. Gene Ontology annotation, cellular component: cell division site; cytoplasm; plasma membrane. The transcript is spliced from 3 exons. Gene Ontology annotation, biological process: small GTPase-mediated signal transduction; cytoskeleton organization.
AAGAAAAGAAAGACAUAGUUCAUGCUGUAAAUGCCUUCAUCUUCUCUCCCUUUUCUCCUGCGUAGCCAACAAUCAUAGCGGUCGCCUUUCACUCACGUAUACGAUUCCAUUCACAAUAUCCAUUCCGUCUCAACACCGACGGCCCGCGACAAUACAAGGAUACAGCUGAAGGAAGCGUCAAACAGCUCGUACUCCUGAUUCCCAACCGCCAGCCGCCCACACCCAUCACCACUCUACACUCGUUAGAAGACAGUCACAACCCUCCGAAUUCAGCUCUGCAGGCUCUGCGACCUUUGUGAUCCUUCAACAGCACCAAUUCCGCGCGCAAACACGCAUAAGUCAUGCCAGGCUUCGCAGACUCCUUUUGGUCAGGGGACUAUGCGGGAGGACUUGGUGUUCUCUUUGGCAAGCUUCAACAGGGUGUACAGGAGAACCAGCAAAUGUUGACGAUUGCGCGGAUGCGAGCAGAAGCUGAGGAUUUGUACGGUUUGAAAUUGGGAGAAAUCGGGGCAGCUACAGACAGGAUAGGUGGAGGUUUCUCAAGAGACGAUGGAGCAAGCGUUAAGAAGGUAGGGCAGGACGAGAAGAAACUGCGGGGACAGACAUCAGCUGCUAACAAUUUCUUAGGCAUACGAUGGAGUUCGGACGGAGAUGGAAGAGGCAGCCAAGAACCAUCGGAAAAUUGCCCAAAGCAUUCGAGAUCUAGUCGUCCUCCCCUUCAGCAGAUGGUGCGAUGCCCACGAGUCCCGAGUCCAAAAUUCCCAAGACGAUCUACAAGCACGAAUAAAACUUCACGACAAGCAAGCCGAGACAGUCAAGAAGCUGCGGAGCCAUUACUUCAACAAGUGCAGAUUGGUCGAGGAUAUAGAGGAGGAGAACAAGCUUGCUUUCCAGGAUCCUGAAGUCAGUCCCAAGCCAAAUGUGCCCGAGAUCAAGGUCCAGGACAAUGAGGAAGAAGAGGACGAGCCAAUCGAGAUUGGAGACGAGGUCUACCAGCCGGAACAGGUCAAGAAGAUCCUCUCACACGUCCUAAAUACCGUCAGACUGGGCGAGACGAAAGUUCCUAUCCUUGGUACAUACUUAAAUACAACGAGUGGAGCGGAUAUUGUAGAAUACCUGCAAAAGAACAUGGGCGCAACGAGCGUCAGUCAUGCCGAGCGCAUCGGUCAGGAUUUGAUCACAAAUGGAUUUUUGCGGCUCAUUGGAAACGUGGGAAGCAUUUUCGCGAACAGCUCCAAGAUGUUCUAUCAAUGGAAGCCCAAAGCUUUCCAAUGGUCUGGUGUUCCAGAGAAGAAGGUACCUAUUAGCCGGACAUUCUCAUUGGCCUCCCAAUCCGAAUAUGCAGAGUCUCCAGUCGUAGGAACUGUCACUGAUUACCUGGCGGGAUGGAACCCUCUGAACACUCAACAUCCAAACGAGACACCAGGAGACAGACUUCGAAGAGAGGCAGCUGAGGCGGAUGAGAGAUACAAGGCAGGCGUCAGAAAGCUGGACCUUCUCCGCUGUCAACUGGAAGAGGCUAUUAUCGAGCACCUGCGAUAUUUGGAGAGGUGUGAACUUGAUCGUCUAAAGGCAAUUAAGACCAUCAUUCUGGACUUUUCUGGAACCAUUAGCAAUGUCAUUCCAAGUCUUCAAUCGACCGUCGACAACAUGAUGCUGUAUCAGGAGACUGUUCAGCCAGUCGGCGAUCUUCGAUAUCUUCUGGAGAACUACCGUACUGGUGGCUUCGCUCCGAAGGUUGUGGUCUAUGAAAAUUACUACAACUCCGCAGAUGAACAGACGUUCGGUGUGGAUCUCGAGGCCCGUGCUAGAGCUGAUCGCAAACGUGUUCCAGCUCUCAUCACCACUAUCCUUACAUUCCUCGACAAUAGAUACCCAGAUCUCGAGGGUGAUGAAGCUCGCCGAAGUGUCUGGUUGGUUGAUGUACCACUUCAUCAGACCCACAGGAUACGUGCAGCGCUCAAUACUGGGAAGGCGUUCGGAAUUGAAACAUUGGAGCCUUUCGAUAUACCCAUCACUGCAAGCGUCUUGAAACUGUAUUUACUAGAACUUCCAGACUCCCUGGUCUCUUCUCACGUUUACGAAAUUAUGAAAACCAUCUAUUCUUCUCCAGCAUCUGAGUCUAUCGAUUCUCGCAUCUCUGUCCUUCAAAAUACUCUCAGCCAACUUAGAUUGGCAAAUAUCGCAACCUUGGAUGCCCUCAUGACACACUUCACGAGACUCAUCGAGCUUACUUCCGCCGAUGAGACUUACAUCUCCGCCUUGGCCACAGCCCUAGCUCCUUGCAUCCUCCGUCCCAGAACAGAGACUUCGAUGACGAUGGAAGAGAAAUACUCCUACCGUCUCAUCAGAGAUCUCUUCUCCCACAAAGACGCCAUUUUCUCCGAACUGAAGCGCGCCUCCUCCCUCUCCCACAGCAUCAGCGUCGAUACCCGCCCACGCUCCGUCUCCGGCGUCAGCACCGACGAAAGCAAUCGCAAAGCCAACAUGGAAGCCCGCGCCCGCGCCAUCAUCGAAAAAGCCGGCGGCUCUCGUGGCCGCGACAAGUCUCCUGCCCCAUCACCCCGCGGCCACCGUAGAGAUCGCUCCUCCGGCGGUCCGGAAACUAGAUUCCCUAUCCAGACUUCUCCCACACAUACCAAUGACCACGCUAGAACACCUAGAGCAAUCCCAGCUGCGGGAGUACGGGCCAGUCUUGAAGUCCCAGGCGAAUCUGCACCCGUCGUACCAUCCGAGACGGCGAAUGGCACGGACUCCCCGCUUAAACCUAUCACCAACGGCGCGUCUGAAGCUCCUAUCCCUACCAGCGCGACGUAUAUCCCUGGUGUAGGCGAUGGACUGGACGAAGUUGGUGUGGAGAAGAGGAAUAGUCUCGGCAGAUCUGCGCCUGCUGCGUCGGGGAGUGGCAGGUUUGCGGGCAGGAGACCGGUUGGACUGGCGCGCAUGAGUCAGGAUCAGAGUAAGAGGGAUAGUGUGGGGAGUAUUGGGGGAGGUGAGGAUGGGGCUGGAGCGGGUACGGGGGCGAGGGUCGGUGUUAGCUUGACGGAUAAGCCGAUGGAUGAUUGAAUGGUUUGAAAGUUUCUGCAUUGUGGAAGCUAGGCUGGUAGGGUGGUGGGUCGGAGGCUCAGGCGGGGAGGUGGGUUUGGAGGUAAUGGUGCAUGACACGGAAAUACAUGGUAUGGACUAGGUGAUGAGAGGGUGACGGAGGUGAUGUGUAUGUAUGCUUGUAUGUAUAAUAGAGCUAUGUGUUCUGUAUCCCGGUUCUUCGCAGCGAAUAACCAAACAUGUCUUGCGAAGAUAAAUGAGGCCUGGGGCGGAAGAGGUACAUGGGAGCGGAAAUGGAAAAUACGAUGAUUGUUGCUCAAAC